Messenger RNA from Cygnus atratus (black swan), 832 nucleotides. RefSeq names its product mitochondrial ribosomal protein L18 (gene MRPL18). Gene Ontology annotation, cellular component: ribosome; mitochondrion. Gene Ontology annotation, biological process: translation. Bases 144 to 695 code for a protein of 183 amino acids. NCBI's taxonomy places the organism in Eukaryota, Metazoa, Chordata, Aves, Anseriformes, Anatidae. Gene Ontology annotation, molecular function: structural constituent of ribosome; 5S rRNA binding. The record is from RefSeq and is a predicted model, not a curated record. The transcript has 4 exons.
CGGAAGUGCUCCCUUGGGCUUCCGGAGUCAGGUGCCGGCCUCACCCAAGAUGGCGGCACCCAGGCGCCCCUGAGCGGAGGGGAGGGGAGCGGAGCGGAGCGGAGCGGAGCGCUGCCCGAGGCCGCGGCGGGAACUGCGUCCCCAUGGCGCUGAGCGGCCGCUGCUGCCUGCUGCUGCCAGCCGGCAGGCUCCGGGCACACGGGGCGGGUUUUCGUUUUGCAUCAGCUACAGCAAGUCUCAAAACAGAGACUGAAGUAGACACAAGGGAAAAUGAGGUUGUUGCCUCAGACUUCACUAACAGGAACCCUCGGAACCUGGAGCAGUUGGCACUUGCUAGGAAGGAGCGUGGCUGGAAGACAACAUGGCCAAAGCGUGAAUUCUGGCACAGAUUACGGCUGGAGCGGACGCAGCAUUACGUAGAGGCCUUUGUUGAGCGCUGUAACGGAGAUGUCGUAGUGUCUGCCUCUACUCGAGAGUGGGCUAUAAAGAGACACCUGUACAGUCCUAAGGGGGUAACAGCGUGCAAAAACCUUGGCCGUGUAAUGGCGCAGCGCUGCUUGGAAGCGGGAAUCAACUUUGUGAACUUUAAAGCUGUUAUUCCCUGGGAACGUCAUUGUGACUCGAUUCAAGAGUUUGAAAAAGCUAUGAAAGAGGGUGGUGUUGUUCUGCAAGAGCCACGAAGAAUUUAUCUGUAAAAUGGAGAUCAUCGGGAAAACUUUCCAAGGAAAAGAAAAUCACUUCUUUAGGUGUGUGUACAGGCACAAUGAAGAUCCAGAAAUGGAAAAAGCUGGACCGUAGCAUCUACUAAUAAAACAUUUUUACAUGGAUAGAA